Molecule: messenger RNA, 1656 nt
Organism: Rhodamnia argentea
Lineage: Eukaryota; Viridiplantae; Streptophyta; Magnoliopsida; Myrtales; Myrtaceae
Product: disease resistance protein RUN1-like
Exons: 1
Coding region: 1-1656 (551 amino acids)
Molecular function (GO): protein binding
Source: RefSeq, a predicted model, not a curated record
AUGGCAAAAAAUUUGAAAGUUCUAAACCUCAGAGGUUGUGAAGGCAUAACUAGAACACCAGACUUCUCUGGAUGCUUGAGUCUAGCGAGGCUGAGUUUCUAUAAUUGCAUAAACUUGGUUGAAAUUGACUGCUUCAUUGGGAAGCUAAAGUGCCUGAUUCACCUAAAUCUUAAAGAGUGCAUUUUUGCCCGAAGAAAUCAGAAGGCUAAUAAAUCUGAAGCACUUUGCUUUUCCAGUGGAUGUUUUCAGAAGCUCCCAGAUUCAUUUGGGAAUUUGACAUCACUGAAGGAGUUGGAUCUGUCAAACAUACAAAUUGAAUGCCUUCCUGAGUCUAUUGGUGAUAAGAAGUUUCUAUCUGUCCUUAAUCUAAGGUACACACCAAUUAAGAAACUUCCAGAGACUAUUGGGAAGCUUGUGAGACUUGAGUCUCUUUCUCUCUUUGGGUGCUUAGAGUUGGAAAAACUCCCGGACUCAAUUGGGAGGCUAGAGUCUUUGCAGGAGUUGAAUCUAUCCAGUACUAAAAUUGUUGAGUUGCCAGAUUUGAUUGGAAAUCUGAAGAAGUUGAAAGUGAUAUUGAUGGAAAAUACUCCAAUAAGGAAAUUGCCCAGUACUAUUGGAAUGUUAAAGAAUCUGGAAGAGCUACAUGCUAGUGGUUGCGAAGAAUUAAGUGUUGAAAUUCCGAGUGAACUUGGUGCAUUGUCCUCUUUGAAAAUCCUUGGACUAUCAGAUGCCUAUAUUUCUGGAGUGCCGACGACAAUCAAUCAUAUUCCCGAGCUUGAAAGACUGGACUUGACAGGUUGUAAUGAUGUUCAAGAAUUGCCAGAGCUUCCAAAAAGUCUGAUCUAUCUGCAUUUUCAAUCAUCGGCAUUGCAGAUAGUUCCGGAUCUCUCAAACUUGACUAAUCUUGUCAAUUUGCUCUUAUCUGAUGGCUCUGAAGAUGUGCUUCAAGCUUCAUUGGAACUAUUGCCAAGUUCUAGCUUAGGGUGGAUUAGGUGGUUAUCCAAACCGAAGAAGUUGGAACUGUCCCUUUCUAAUAUCCCUGUACCACCGACUGAGUUACGACUUUCUCAAUCUCAGCUUCAAGAAAUUGAACUCAGUGGACUCGAACAACUGAAAGCAUUGACAGUGAGUAAAUGUGAACUCCUUGAGAGGUUAUUCAUCCUGGGAAGCUUAAAGAAGCUUAAAGAGUUGUGGGUACUAGAAUGUCCGAAGUUAGUUGAGAUUGAAGGUCUGGAGGCCUUAGAGUCCUUGGAAGAAAUAUAUGUACAGUAUUGUGAUUCCAUCGAAAGGUUAGACGGGCUAUCAAACUCAAAGUUGCUGAAGCUUUUGGAUAUAUCAGACUGCUAUGAGCUUCGUGCUGUUGAGGGCCUCAGCGGGUUAGAAUCUUUGAAUGCAUUACUUGUUCUUGAGUGCAGUUCACUGGAGAAACUAAUUAUUUCUUCAAGCUUAGAGAAGCUAAAACAGUUGGAGGUGUCAGGAUGUCCGAAGCUGAUUGAGAUUCCUGGUCUCGGUGCAUUGGAAUCAUUGGAGACUUUAGCCAUUGAAAAGUGUCGAUUCAUUAGCCAACUAUGUGAUUUAUCGAACUUGCAGAUGCUGAAGUCUUUGUCAAUCGACGGAUGCCAUAAGCUACGAGCUAUUGAUGGCAUUGACGAGUAA